GCAAGAUAUACUAUUUUUUUAUAUGCCAAAUUCAAAAGAAACAUUGUGACUAGUAGCGGGACAAGAUUGAAAAGGGCAAUGAUAGUGGUUUGUUGAAGCGGGGUGGCCAAGUAAACCAAACAACCUCUGAUGCUUCUGUCUCUGUUCUCUCCACUGUCCCUUCCUCUGCUUUCCUCUGUUUCUUCUUUGAGUUGAAAACAAUAUCGGAUUUUUUUCUCUGUGCUACUCGGCUGCCUAACUUGUGUUUUACUCUUCCCCUUUCACUGUAUUGUAUCAUCCAAGUUUCUGUGCGAUUCACCUAGCGAGUUUCUAAGAUGCUGUGUCGCUGUAUGGAUGCAGAGUAAUCUUUCUGUUUCUGAUACGUAUGUUUUGGGUCUCUUCAAAAUAUGGUUUUCUCUUUCGCUUUGGCUUAUCCCUUGGGCUUCUCUGAUUCUUACACUUCAGGAAGCUUUCCUUGUCUUUCCCCUGUUUUUACCUAAUUGGUUUUCUAGAGAGAAAAAAUCAAGAUACGAAUUCCAAAUUCCAUUAUUUAUUUUUCUGGGAUACAACCGUUUUGGGCAAUGUCCUUCCGUUUGAUAUUUUUGCAUCCUCUCUUACUCUCCUUGCUUGGGUUACCUUGAUAUUCCUAGAAAGCCUGCCUAAUUUCAUGUUUGAUGGGUUGUCCUUGAUUUGUCGUGUUGUAAUUUAUAUUUACUUUGUAGAGAAAAAGGAAAGAAACAUUGAAAAAAAAAAUCCAUUUUUUUGUGUUCCUAAGUUAGCCCUCAUCAUGAAAUUUCUCACUUUCCUGGUGGGUGUGUGAUAUCUUUUCUUUUACUUGAGGGUUUCUGUGUUCGUUGGUCACAAAAAGAAAAAUGAAGGAAAAGGUGGAUUCCCCCGUUACAGUUCUGGAAGACUAUUUCAGGAGCUCGGAUUCAGAAUCAAGUUCUUCCAAAGAGCCUGCAGUGGAUUCUGAAUCUCAAGACCUUUCAAAACAUGGUUCUAGGUGGCAUGCAUUUCUUCACUUGUUUAGAAGUGGGUCGAAGAAACAUACGAACACGUUGCACCCUCUCGGUGCCCUCAAGCUCUCCAAAAGAAUGAGCACUAGCAUGAGGGAGACCAUUCUCCCAAGUUGUUUCUUGGAUGCAAAUGCAUCCCCUUGCAGGUCACCGUGGAAGAUCUUUACUCAUCAUGAGAUUCAGGUUGCAACCAAUUCAUUUAGCCAAGAAAAUUUGAUUGGGAAAGGUGGCUAUGCUGAAGUGUACAAAGGGUGUUUGCCAAAUCGUCAGCUAGUGGCAAUUAAACGUUUAACAAGAGGAACAGCUGAUGAAAUCAUAGGGGAUUUCUUAUCAGAGCUCGGUGUAAUGGCUCAUGUAAACCAUCCCAAUACUGCUAAGCUGGUUGGCUAUGGAGUGGAUGGUGGAAUGUAUCUGGUUCUUGAGUUGUCUGAAAAAGGAAGCCUAGCUUCAGUUCUUUAUGGUUCCAAGGAGAAGCUACCAUGGUGUACAAGGCACAAAAUUGCAUUAGGAAUAGCUAAGGGUAUACUAUAUCUUCAUGAGGGUUGUCAAAGAAGAAUCAUCCACAGGGAUAUAAAAGCAGCCAAUAUCUUGCUCACGGAGGACUUUGAGCCUCAGAUUUGUGAUUUCGGGCUAGCAAAAUGGUUGCCAGAAAAUUGGACUCACCACACGGUUUCAAAAUUUGAAGGAACUUUCGGUUACCUUGCACCCGAAUACUUGCUACAUGGCAUAGUGGACGAGAAAACAGACAUAUUUGCAUUUGGUGUGUUGCUAUUGGAAUUAGUGAGUGGGCGUCGAGCACUUGAUUAUUCACAGCAAAGCCUUGUAUUGUGGGCAAAACCAUUGCUGAAAAAAAAUGAUAUCAUGGAGCUCAUUGAUCCUUCACUAGCAGGUGACUUCGACUCCAGGCAAAUGAAUCUUAUGCUCUUAGCUGCUUCUUUGUGCAUACAACAGUCCUCGAUUCGUCGCCCCUCUACAAGACAGGUUGUACAGCUUCUGAACGGCAAUCUUAGCUGCUUUAAGGGCAUGAAGAAAACCCGAAUGCCGUUCUUCAGAAGAGUCUUCCGAGAAGAACUUCAUGAUUCCGAAUAGCUGAAUUCAACAUAGUACUCACACGAUCGUCAAGGCUGAAAGGUGGUCUCUAUCAUCUCUUCUUUCUGCUGGAACUCAAAAUUUUGCCUUUGCCUAGCCCAUAAAACAGCAUGCUUCUAUAACCUUCAACCUCUGUACAUAAUAGAUUCUUUAUAGAAAAAUAGGGUCUACCUAAAUUAUUUGUUGAAUAAAAACAAAUACCUUUUCUCUCCCUUCCUUUACAUAAUUCUUACAAAUAGGUGGAAAAAGUUCAUUACGUGGAAAGCACAAAAAGAAAGGCACUAUAAACUUUCGGAUGUAAACAAAAUCUGUUUUAAGAUUUGGGUCUCUUGGAAGCAUUUGAUCGAAAAAAUUGAUUUGUGUUGGAGAGUAGUGGAAGUGCAUAAUCUUCAAUAAUUGUUAGUAGCUCUUGGAAUGUUCAUACCAAUCAACUGCACCACAUUGCAUACAGACACGAUAUAUGCUAAGUGAAUUGAGGCCGCACAAUUCUUAUUAAAUAGUCAUCAUAUAUAUACUUUUGCUUU
Vigna angularis (adzuki bean) is the source of this 2608-nucleotide messenger RNA. Its product is annotated as receptor-like cytosolic serine/threonine-protein kinase RBK2. Gene Ontology annotation, biological process: protein phosphorylation. The transcript is spliced from 7 exons. The coding region runs from base 852 to 2084 and encodes 410 amino acids. NCBI's taxonomy places the organism in Eukaryota, Viridiplantae, Streptophyta, Magnoliopsida, Fabales, Fabaceae. The record is from RefSeq and is a predicted model, not a curated record. Gene Ontology annotation, molecular function: ATP binding; protein kinase activity.